Messenger RNA from Dothidotthia symphoricarpi CBS 119687, 3399 nucleotides. RefSeq lists its product as uncharacterized. The transcript is spliced from 7 exons. The record is from RefSeq and is a predicted model, not a curated record. Gene Ontology annotation, cellular component: exocyst. Gene Ontology annotation, biological process: exocytosis; Golgi to plasma membrane transport. The coding region runs from base 1 to 3399 and encodes 1132 amino acids. Lineage: Eukaryota; Fungi; Ascomycota; Dothideomycetes; Pleosporales; Dothidotthiaceae.
AUGUCGCGCAUUCCUGGUUACCCGCGGGCGGGCGCGAAUGGAGGCUACUCAAACGGAAGCUAUAACAACGGCGGGUACAACGCUGCAGCCGACGAUCUCGGACCACCCAGCACCGAGCCGCGAAGGCGACCUGGUGGAUACGGAGGCCUAGACGCUGUAGAGGACGAAAACGCGCGGCGACCGAGCGGCGAACGCGAACGACGACCAAGCGCCUAUGAAGGCAUUGUUGCCAGAGAAGACGAGUUUGCAAGGCGGCCAAGCGGCGACCGCGAGAGGCGGCCCGGUGGUUAUGGCGGGCUCGGAGCUAGACGAGAAGACUCUGGAUCGCGACCGAGUAUCUCGCGUCCUACCAGUCUCGAGCGCUCGCAGGCAAAACGACGUAGCGGGGAGAGGCAGAAUGGAGUCGGUCGACCCAGACCAGCUGCUACCAACUAUGGCCCGGGAAGCCAGCGCAUUGAAGAGGUCCUGCAGUACAUCCAGCAGAAAUGGGAUUUCAUGACCAAGGACCAAUGCAUACCAAUCGAGGUCGCAUUGAAGCUCAUGGACUCGAGCUCCCUCGGACUGGCAGAUCAGUACGGCAAGUUCCGGGGAACACACCAGGAGCUCCAGCAGGCACUGAAGACGAUUGUGAAUGAGCACCACCAGGGCUUCAACAGCUCCAUCGGUACCUUCCAUCAAAUCCAGAACAGUCUGCAAAACUCUCAGCACAAUGUCCGGAAGCUCAAAACAUCUCUUACAUCUGCAAAGUCGCAACUAUCAUCCGCCAAACCGGAGCUGCGAGAGUUUGCAAUAGCUUCCCAAAGUUAUGAUGAGAUGUUACAGAUGUUGAACACCAUCGCGCAACUACAACUUGUACCCGAGAAACUAGAGGCUUGUAUCUCAGAGAAGCGCUUCUUAUCGGCUGUAGAUAUCCUCCAAGACGCGUUGCGAAUGAUCCGAAAAUCUGAAAUGGAGACAAUCGGUGCGCUGGGCGAUCUCCGUAUUUAUCUCAGCAACCAGGAGGUCUCACUCACCGAUAUUUUGGUCGAAGAGCUCCACAGCCAUCUCUAUCUCAAAUCGCCGUAUUGCGAGGACAGGUGGAAAGAGUACGCCCAGAACCAAGUCAAGAGCGAUAUAUCCGAGCGUGCUCAGACAGAUAUUAGUGGCAGGCUAUUGUUCUACUUUUUGGACGGUCUCGACACUUCCGAGCCGAUGACUGACGACUCGGCACACAACCCUGAAUCGGACACCUUCCAGUACAUAAGACUUAUAAUAGAGUCGCUCAACAAGAUGGGCCGUCUAGAGAUAGCAAUCAACACCAUUGAAGAUCGAUUGCCUGUGGAGCUGUUCAAAGUUGUCGACAAAUCGAACAACGAAGUCGCCCUACGUCACCCAAGUAUACUGCGGGCUUAUGCGACGAGAAAGGGAGCCAAGUCCAAGACCCAAAUUGAAAGCGAUGACAUCAGAGCAACCCUCCUCAACGACUUGCUCUGGACUCUUUACGCGCGGUUUGAGGCGAUUGCCGAAAGUCAUAGAGUUGUGCAUGAUGUUGUUGCUGGCAUCGUCCGCCGAGAAGGUCUGCGAGAUUCAUCCAGCAAAGCCUUGACCCGUGGGUUCAAGGAGUUGUGGAAGCUAAUGUGUACUAACGCGAUUCAGAUGCGCUCAAUACUCCACGACUAUCUCGCAACAGACGGCGAAACCUCAUACCGGAGUGGCAAUGGCCCUACGUCUAUCACAAGCGCAUUCUCGCGUACUCCUCGAGACAAGAACAAGCGCAUGUUCAGUCUCUCAGAUAUGGAUACCAAGUCAUCCGACAUCACACAAGAGCGAGCAGAUCUAGAAUCUAUUUUGAAGUCUUCGGUUCCCGGACUUGUGUCAAACUCAAAGAGACCAGAUGAUUUGGCUACAAUUACAACCACUAAACUAGACGGCAGUGCGACUGGACACAAACUGCUUGUUGAGCCAAGCGUCUUCAACAUGGGUAUCCUACUGCCGCCAUCGCUGGAGUUUUUGAAUAGAUUGAAGGAGGUUGUACCUCCAACUGCAGACAUCAAGAUGACGACACUGACUUCGUUCCUUGACGACUUUCUGGUGAACGUUUUCCAUCCGCAGCUGGACGAGACACUUGUGGAGCUGUGUGCUCAGACGUUUGUUGAAUUGGAUGCUUUCCAGGAAGAUUCCCACUGGGCGAAGCACUCUAAGAAGCCUAUUUUCAAAGGGACCGCAAACUUCUUCGUCCUUAUUUCUGCCUUUUGCAAGAUGCUUGACAAUCUGCCACACGAUCAGGCUUUCUCCCAAUUGGUUGUUAGCCAGAUGGAAACAUAUGCGCAGAAGUGCACAAGCUGGUACACAGCUCUUGUCAGUCGUGCGCAGCCUACACCCACCGGUAGAACCCUAAAAGCAUCCGCCGCGUGGGCACAGUCGGCAGAGAUAGAAGAUGUUGUCUCACAGCUUUUCCAAGCCGACCCGACAGACAGUGAGGCCUUCGAUCAACUAGUAGCGCAUGAAAUCACCUUACUAUCGCAAGCGGUAGAGACAGAGCCAUUAGACCAAGCGGACAUGGUGCAAGACAAGAAAGCCAUCAUCAGUCUCUGUCUCCUGUACACGAGCAUGAAAUGGCUCGCCACCAAGAUCGCGCAACUACGCCACAUCAGCGACCGAGCAACAGACUCCACGCUUGCACAGUCCGCCGGCGAGAGACACAACAGGCGCUGGACACUCCUCUCCUCCUCGGAGCCCAGAACGCAAGGUGCACCAAUCUACCUGCCCCUAAACCGAGAAACCGCUGCCUCCUUCGACGCCGUGGUAUCCACCUACCAAUCCCUCAGCACCCGCGUCCUCCGCACCCUCCACCUCUCCAUCCGCACCACGCUCCUCCACUCCCUAACCUACGCCAUCCAACCCGACCUCUCCCUAACCACAGACGCCCCGCAGGACCCCUCCGCCCCGGUCCUCACGCUAAACGCACUCCUCAUCGCCUUCGACACAGACGUCUCGCCCUCCAUCCCCCCAACAGCCUACACGCACAUCACCCGCGGCCUCACGGCGCUCAUGGACACCUACCUACUCUCGCUGUGCGUGCACCGCAUUGAGAAAAUGAAUACCACGGGCUGCGCCCUCAUGCAGCUCAACAUUCUCGUGCUGCAGCAGAACCUCAAAAACAUCGAAGACGGCGCUACCCUGGCUCACUCCGCACUCUUCUUCGAUCUGUUCACUGCGGGGCCCGAUGCGAUUGUCGCCCGUGCUAGGCAGUUUGGUGCCGACUUUGGCUUGCCUGCGGGUAUGAUGGGUCAGCAGGAGGUGCAGCGCUUGCUUGAGAUGUGCUAUGAGGAGGCGCUCGGGGCGGAGAACAGGGAGGUCGGCGUGCAGGCUAGGCGGAAGUUGGACGCGCAGGUACUGCAGAUUGGCGAGUUCAUGUAA